Messenger RNA from Paraglomus occultum, 1338 nucleotides. The record is from the annotation of a GenBank genome assembly. Lineage: Eukaryota; Fungi; Glomeromycota; Glomeromycetes; Paraglomerales; Paraglomeraceae.
AUGGAAACCCAAUUUGCUGAGAGGCCACUCUCGCUGACCGAACAUCAGGGACAGAGUCAACAAGAGGUCGGCGAAGACUCUCAUAUCAUUUGUCCUGAUCAGUUUGUAUUGCUGAAAAUGCCAAGUGGAAACGUUAAAGCAGUAAGACUCAAGAAAGACACCCAAGUAUCUCUCGGCAAGUUUGGUAAUUUUGAUACCAAUAGCAUUAUCGGACAUCCUUACGGAUACUCUUAUGAAAUUUACGAGGGAACGAAAGCCAAGAUUAUAAAGAAUGUUGCAUUUGUCGAUGUUGACGAUACUGAAGCGAACAAUAAAGACAUUGUGGAUGAUCCAGCAAAACAAAAUUUAUCUCAUGAAGAAAUCGAAAGAAUGAAGCAAGAAGGAGUAGGCGGACAAGAAAUUAUCAAGAAGGUGGUUGAAGGUCAUUCGACUUUUAAUAAAAAGACAGAAUAUUCCAAGGCAAAGUAUAUCAAGCGUAAAGAAGCGAAGUUUUCAAAAGUUUUUACACCCGUUAAGCCGACUUUGUACUCCGUGUGGAGCUACGUUUAUAGUAAUCGCCCAGAGAAGAUAAGAGAUCUUCGAAUAGACACACUGUCUCAGAUUCUAACUUUGGCGAAUGUGCACGCGAAUGCCAAAUAUAUUGUAGUAGAUGAUGUUCGGGGAAUGUUGAUUUCCGGGGUAAUGGAGAGACUGGGAGGAUAUGGUUUUGUUUUGGGAAUUCACGAGCACGAGACACCUAAUUAUGAUAUAAUAAAGUACAUGAAUUUUACGAAGAAGAUUACUGAUUCACUAAAGACAUUGUCGUGGAUACAGGUCUUUAAAGAUGACAAUGAACAGGAUUUCUUAUAUAAAGAUGAAUCGAAAUUAGAAGAGAAAGAUCUCGAAUAUUAUUUGCGUAAGAAGAUGCGAUACGAAAGACUUAAUGAUGCAAGAGAGGCUCUUUGGCAAGGGGAAUUUGAUGGUUUACUGGUCGCCAGUCAAUAUCAACCGAAGUCGAUUCUAGAGGCUUUGCUUCCCUACGUAGCGGGAUCGAGACCAAUUGUAAUAUAUUCUAUACACAAAGAGGUAUUGGUAGACGCGUUCACUUAUCUUCGAAUGUCUAAACAGUGUAUUAACCCCGAGAUUACCGAAAGUUGGUUACGCAAUUAUCAGGUAUUGCCUGGACGUACACAUCCAGAGAUGACUAUAUCCGGCGGUGGUGGUUAUAUCUUACACGCCAAGCGCAUUAUAAAUAACGAUGAUCCGGGCUAUGCUGGACCGUCUGUGGAAACUGUGAAACGGCAAAUAGAUAAAUCAUCUAGCAGCCAGGAUCAGAUGAUGACAGACGCGAUCGAGUAA